GUUUCUUGCAGAAGAACUGCUUCGAUUCAUCGACUACACGUCAGCGAAAGAGAUUUCGUGAGGUAGUGCCGCGAUAAUUAAUAUUCAUUCCGCAUAUUAUUUACUUCGCCCCGUGUGUAAUAUUUCGUUAUUCAUUCUACAAGAAGGGUUUUUUCGGUGUUUCGCAGAACACGAGUCAGAACAGUUCGUUGAUGCUUGAUAUGUGAGCAUUUUGUAUUCUUAUUGUAGUGACAUUAAUGAUUGGAUAGGAUAGACGAUCAUGAUGAAUUCGACGGGGGUCUGUCGAUGGUUAUUUCUGGCGAUAUAUCUGUCGAUAUGGAUAUUAGAAGCAAGCUCAAAGGAGAUGCGCGUGGUCUGCUACUACACGAAUUGGUCAAUAUACAGACCUGGCGCUGCGAAAUUUAGUCCGCAAAACAUCAACCCCUAUUUGUGUACACAUCUUGUAUAUGCCUUUGGGGGCUUCACCAAAGAUAACACGCUCAAGCCAUUUGACAAGUACCAAGAUAUAGAAAAGGGUGGAUAUGCCAAAUUCACGGGGUUGAAAACAUACAACAAGAAUUUGAAAACGCUCAUUGCCAUAGGAGGGUGGAAUGAAGGAUCCUCUAGGUUUUCUUCAAUGGUGGCGAAUCCCGAGAGGAGAAAGGAAUUGGUGAAGAAUGUUAUAAAGUUUUUAAGACUGAAUCACUUUGACGGCCUGGAUCUAGACUGGGAGUAUCCGGCAUUCAGGGAUGGUGGAAAACCUAGAGAUAAAGAAAAUUACGCUAAUUUAGUACAGGAGCUGAGAGAGGAAUUUGAAAGAGAAUUUGAGAAAACUGGACGGCCACGGCUACUUUUAACUAUGGCAGUUCCAGCAGGAAUAGAAUAUAUCAAUAAAGGAUUCGAUGUGCCAAAACUUACUAAAUAUUUAGAUUGGAUGAAUAUAUUGAGUUAUGAUUACCACUCCGCUUUUGAACCAGCAGUCAAUCAUCACGCCCCUCUUUUCCCUUUAGAAGAAGAUAACGAAUACAAUUUCGACGGGGAUUUGAAUAUCGACCAUACCAUCAAACACUAUCUCAAACUUGGAGCACAGCCCAAUAAACUCGUUGUUGGUAUUCCUACGUAUGGAAGAUCCUAUACCCUCUUCAAUCCAGAUGCUUUCGAAAUUGGAUCACCGGCUGACGGGCCUGGGAGUAUGGGCGAGGCUACCAGGGAAAAUGGAUACCUUGCAUAUUAUGAG
Molecule: messenger RNA, 1216 nt
Organism: Leptinotarsa decemlineata (Colorado potato beetle)
Lineage: Eukaryota; Metazoa; Arthropoda; Insecta; Coleoptera; Chrysomelidae
Gene: Cht6
Product: Chitinase 6
Biological process (GO): carbohydrate metabolic process; chitin catabolic process
Cellular component (GO): extracellular region
Molecular function (GO): chitin binding; chitinase activity
Source: RefSeq, a predicted model, not a curated record